Molecule: messenger RNA, 2340 nt
Organism: Sebastes umbrosus (honeycomb rockfish)
Lineage: Eukaryota; Metazoa; Chordata; Actinopteri; Perciformes; Sebastidae
Product: transmembrane protein 200C
Exons: 2
Coding region: 213-1748 (511 amino acids)
Source: RefSeq, a predicted model, not a curated record
CAAUAGAAACGCAGUGUGCCCGCCCCUGCUGCCCGGUCGGUCCAUUGUGAGUCCGCGUUCAACUGGAAACCACUCUUCCAGACUCACUCGGCACCAAAAGUGGCGCACCAUCGACAUGAUGCACAGCUGAACGAGGAGUGCGCCUUCGAACAUGCUCGACUGUCGAGCCACGAUAUCUGGUUGAGUGACAAGCCUGCUGUCCAAUCGCCGCCAUGAUAGCCACGGGUGGCCUGCUGCGCAUGAACAGGCGCAAUGAUUCCUUGCGCUCUAAGAACCGGGCAGAAAACAAACGGAAGCGGAAAUCCAAGAAAAAGAAGAAGAACGACGUGGUGGUGGUGAAGGGGAAGCUCAACUUGUGCUCCCCGGCCGGUUUUGUGGCUGGAGUGGGAGUUAUAGUUCUCAUGGUGGGGAUUUCCAUGGCGGUGCUGGGCUACUGGCCCAGCCAGAACCAGCAGCAGUACCAGGAGCGCCGCAGGACUGGAGGAUACCACAACAACAGGAUGAGCUACUCCAAAAGUCUGCCUGUUUCCUCUAACUUCACCCGUAAUAAGCUGCCCUCCGGACAGACACGUUUACUCAACCAGAGCCAUUCUAACAGCAGCGCCCCUCAAUGUGGCUUCCUGUGUGACUUCCUGAACAAUUACCUGUACUCAGACAAUCUGAAAGUCUUCGGACCGCUGGUGAUGGGGAUCGGCAUUUUCCUCUUCAUCUGCGCCAACGCAGUCCUCCACGAAAACCGAGACAAGAAAACCAAAAUCAUCAACCUGAGGGACAUCUACUCCACUGUUAUAGAUCUACACAGCAUAAGGUCAAAGGAGUACUCGCCUCUGAACGGUAUGGUGAACUACACUCAGGCGAGGAGCGCCGAGGGCCCGUCGGGCGCAUUCCCUGCAAGUGGGAUGCUUACUCGCGACUCCUGGCCCUCCACUGGACUCCAGGGCGAGUUGGGCGGCGAUGAUGUGUUCAGACGCCCGUCGUUGGCCAGCAGGCCUCGGAGCUGGUCCAGAGAUGUCCAGACCUUCACGGAUACCGUUUACAGCAUCUACAAAGACUACAGCAAUAGCGGCGAGCAGGCGCCUCAGCCCCGCCAGUGGGAGACCACCUCCAUCGUAACCUCCUCCGUGAACGCUUUCACGCUCCCUGUGAUCAAACUGAACAACUGUGAGGUGGAGGAGUCUGAGAGGGCGGAGGCAGAGGGGCGCUCGGAGGAAGGGGUGGUUAUUGAGGCUGCCGCCGAAGCAAUCAGCGAGGAAGGGCAAGCCAGCAGCGGCCAGACUGACGAGACGGACGCCAACGGGAUGGACGCCUCGACGACAGAUUCCCCGCCGCCCAAUCAGAGCCACGAGGACUUAACCAUAGCUGACCAACAGGGGGCGCCGCAGGCUCAACCAGAGUGGACCCAGCUGUUUCCUCCAUCACCUGUUGCCAGGGCGAUGGGGUCACGGCUUUCGCUCAACUCCCUCACGGAUCAGCCCAGGUCUGCACGCCGCUGCAGCUUGUCUGUGUCUGUGGGUCGUCAAGGCGACAGAGCCAGACGCUUCAGCUGCCCUCGUCUGGAGCGCUCCAACAGUAAGGGCUACAUCAAACUGGCUGACUUGGGAGGCGAGUCCUUCGAAGCCCCCGACACGGACACUUCUUUAGAUAUGGCCACCGAGCAGGAAGUAGCAACAGACGCAGACGCAGCAGCGGAGGAAGAAGCUCAGGGAGAGGACGAUCUGGUGACACCCAGCACCUCUGCAGAAUCCUAGACUUUUUGUUGACGAGAAACUCUUCGAUGUCUUGUUCUUUGCUUCGUACCUUCUUCUCUGAUUGCAGACGCCAUUACAGAGGAGAGGAAACGUGGAGAGUAAGCAGCUAAGGACUAUUGAAACAUAGCCAUGAACACUGAAGGGCAAGGCUCUUUAUAAAUACCACAUCCACAGCUCAACAUUCAGAUGUAAUUUUUCUAUUUUUUCAAUGUAGCAAGAGCAAUACUAAAGACUUGUAAGAAGAUUUAGUAAGGAUUUGUAACAAAAAAAAAAGAGAAAAUCAGAUCUGAUGAGUUUUAACUUUUCUUUUGUAUAAGAGUAGGGCAAACAUUGUAGCUUGUAGAAUUGCCAAAACCGUCACUGAGAACUACCGUCUGACAUGUUGUACUGUAGCAUUAAAAUAUGCCACAGAAAACUGAAUAGUCUAGAAUUGUUUCUCUGCGUCGUUAUGUGAAUCCCACGUGAAAUAGGUGAACUGAAAUCUCAGGUAGACGUUUGGUUUAGGAUCGGGACCUUGAGGACGAGGUCUUCCCUGUGCACACUUGUUUAUAUGAAACAUUCAUGGUUGAAUAAACUUGACUGUAACACCUCC